CAGCCAGACGUGCCUCUUCUCUCGGCGUCCGUGCGUCAGGGCCAGCCGUGAAUACGCCUCUUCCGACCGCUUGCGGUACGGGCGGUGGAGUCGAACACAGCAGUCGCCUGGAUACAUCUAGCUUUGCGUUAGGAAACAAUCCGAGAACAAAUUACGAACUGAGGCGAUCCGGUCGUCCGGGAUCCGAUGGGGAACUGUAACCUACCUGCCUAAUUUGACCCAAAACCUGACCAGAGCCACGGGGAAAGCCGCUUGGACCAUCGCCAAACCAUACAACUGAAAGAAAAAAACAACAGCCCUGCUUCGAUUACGCACCGAGAGGGGGAGCACGAUGAUACCGUGACAGCCCGGAGUGUACUUUACCAAUUCCAAGGGUUGGGAUCUACAGAGCUUCUUCCACUUUAAGGGGCACUGACUAUAUUUAAAGGAUGCAGACGUUUCUUGAUGUUGAUGCUGAUUUAUGAAAGUUAUUUUAAAUGGCACUCCUCGCUAAACUGAUGCUGUAUGUUGAUAUUGGAAAAUGCUCCUCCAGUGCGAUAUUGGAACCGACAACAUGAACCACGCUUACAUUGCAAGGAUCUCUCCGUUAGCAUGUGUAGAGAGCUCUUAUACUGAUUCACAAUGUCUAGUCAGUAGAUAAUUAGUCUUUUAAAGAGAAGUAAAUACAGCAACAAAAACAACAAAACGCAAAAGAUUUAGGCGCGAGCAACGAAGAGAAGCGGGGAGACGAUCUGAAUUAUUUCUGCUCGGAACUGUGCUCCCACUUUCUGUGAUUCACGAUAUCACCACACAGGAUUUUGAUGGAGCUGGAGAAUAUUGUGGCCAACACGGUACUGCUAAAGGCAAGAGAAGGUGGAGGAGGCAAGCGGAAAGGAAGGAGCAAGAAAUGGAAAGACAUCCUCCGCUUCCCGCACAUCAGCCAGUGCGCCGAGCUGGGCAGCAGCAUCGAGAGGGACUACACCAGCCUGUGCGAGAGGCAGCCAAUCGGGAGAGAGCUGUUCCGCCUGUUCUGCGAGACCCGGCCGAAGCUCCAGUGCUGCAUACGCCUGCUGGAUGCCAUGGAGGACUACGAGGUGACGCCGGACGAGAAACGCAAGAGCCACGGCCACCAGAUCAUCCAUAAAUUCCUCACCAAACAGUCUGUGGACUGUGUGUGUGAGAUAGCGGAGGGCUAUGGGCAGCAGUGCACGCAGAACCUGGAGCUGAGUCCCAGUAAGGAGAUCUUCAGUGACUGCAGAAGGGCCCUCCAUGAAUACUUGAGUGGCACCCCCUUCUCAGACUACCAGAACAGCCUGUAUUUUGACCGCUUCCUCCAGUGGAAAAUGUUGGAGAGGCAACCGAUAACUAAAGACACAUUUCGACAGUACCGUGUGCUGGGGAAGGGGGGAUUUGGCGAGGUGUGUGCGUGCCAGGUGCGAGCCACAGGGAAGAUGUACGCCUGUAAGAAGCUGGAGAAGAAGAGGAUUAAGAAGCGGAAGGGCGAGUCCAUGGCGCUGAAUGAGAAGCAGAUUCUGGAGAAAGUCAACAGUAGAUUUGUUGUGAGUUUAGCGUACGCCUAUGAGACCAAAGACGCCCUGUGUCUGGUGCUGACCAUCAUGAACGGAGGCGACCUGAAGUUUCACAUCUACAACAUGGGCACGCCCGGGUUCGAGAAGGAGAGGGUGCAGUUCUACGCCGCGGAGAUCUGCUGCGGCCUAGAGCACCUGCAUCGGGAGUCCAUCGUCUACAGGGAUUUAAAACCAGAAAAUAUUCUUUUAGACGACAAUGGUCACAUCCGGAUAUCAGACCUGGGCCUGGCCAUCAAAGUGCCGGAGGGGGAGCUGAUCCGCGGCAGAGUCGGGACGGUGGGGUACAUGGCCCCCGAGGUGAUAAACAACGAGCGCUACGGCAUGAGCCCGGACUGGUGGGGCCUGGGCUGCCUGGUGUACGAGAUGACGGCCGGCCGCUCGCCCUUCAGGGCCCGCAAGGAGCGCGUCAAGCGCGAGGAGGUGGAGAAGAGGGUGCAGGAGGAGCAGGAGGAGUACAGCGACAAGUUCACCGAGGACACCAAGGCCAUCUGCAGGAUGCUGCUGGCCAAGGAUCCGAAGCAGAGGCUGGGUUGCCAGGCAGACGUGAAAAUCCACCCCUUCUUCAGGAACAUCAACUUCAAGCGGCUGGAGGCUGGCAUCCUGGAGCCCUCCUUUGUGCCUGACCCCAGAGCGGUCUACUGUAAGGACGUGCUGGACAUCGAGCAGUUCUCCACGGUCAAGGGCGUGAACCUGGACCAAACCGACAACGACUUCUACAGCAAGUUCGCCACUGGCAGCGUGUCCAUCCCCUGGCAGAACGAGAUGAUCGAGACGGAGUGCUUUAAGGACCUGAAUGUGUUCGGGCCCCAGGGCUCUCGCCCCCCCGACCUGGACUGGCACCAGCCCCCCGAGCCCCCCCGCCGCAGCCUGCUGGACCGCAUCCUCCGGAGACACCAUCCAGAGGUGUCCAUUGCACACACCCGGGUCUCCUCUGCCAGCGUGAACUCCGUGGACUCCAUGUCGAACUCUGCCCCCUAGUGGACAGCCUUAUUAAGCGCAGAAAAAGGAGAGAGGACUAUUCCACUAUGGGCUGGUCUCACAGAGCCAGGUUAGGGGCCUUUUUUGACCACCACGGCUAAACUCACUGGUAGCUCAAGGUAACACUAAUCGGGGUCUGUGAAGCCAGGAGAAGGAGUAGGGCUUUGUGAGAGGAAAAAAAAGACACUUAAAGAAGAAACAGUCACCUCAAGCAUCCUCAGGAUAGCUGGACCAGAGGAGGGCCACCGAUUAUGAACAAUAAAUUCAGGGGAUUGAUAUUCAAAGAAGGACCGCUGCAGGGAAUUCAAGUCGGUGUCUUUUUCUUUUUUCAUUUUUUGCUUCAUAAAGAACUGAAAUAAACAAAACAAUCCAGGCACACACACGCAUCCACACACAAAAUUGGUCUCUCACAAUUUCACCAAUUUCACAAACGACACAAACCUCAAGACAAAACGUGCUUUGCCUUGAAUAAUAUUCUCAGGCCAAAGAUUUUCUUAUUUUUUAGUUAUUUUACUUAUUACACUUUUUUUGUGGGGGGGGGGUCAUUUUUGAAUGAAACAAGUUCAGGGCUGGGUUAAAUUGAGAGACAAGAGGUCUACUUUUGGAUUUUUCACGUAAAGCUGGACAAUGCAUUUCACAACGCAGCUAGAGAAGAGGAGGAGGAGACCCCAGGAAAGUGAAGCCUCAAGCCCCGAGAUGAGUUGGAGAUGAACCCCAGGACCGAAAAUUCUGUUCGACAGAGGGAGAAAACUUCGGUCUUCUCAGUAGGAUGAGAUGUACAGCACAACCGACAAUGCAUGGAAAUCCACUCCCGACAAAAAUAUCACGCCAGGUUUCCUAACGGAACGGUCCGGCCGCUCUUCGGAGGGGCAGGGAAAGCUCUGCCAGCCCCCCAGUGGUCCCACCAUUGGCUGCCGCAGGAUCAGCUGACAGGAAAUGAGCUCACCUCCACAGUCUGCAGCUUCGCGGCUUACAUCAGUGUGACAGUUAACUUUCCGCACGGUUCCGGAAUUUUCCACUUCGAAUCCCACCAACUGACACCCAGCUCACUCUUCACUCAAGAAGUCUCAGAAGACAGAAGAAGUUUUUUUUGGGGGGGGGAAAUUAGUUGCUAACUUGAAAAAUAUUUAAAAAUGUUGUGUAUACAAGUGUGCAGCGCAGAAAACACUCCAGAGCACAUCUUUAGUAAUGUCACACGAGUAGAAAUGCCAUUUAUCCCCCAAUAAAAUGCUAGAGCCAUUUAUUUUGUAUUUAUAGGAACAAAAUUGUAUUUAUUAUUUUUUCAUAACUCUUAUGUUUCAGAACUGAAAAUUGUACAUUUAGACAGAGGGCCUAAAAUGCUCUGUGUUUAAUAUUAUAAUUGUUUUUUUGUUUUGUUUUUGCUUAUUUAUUGUCUUUGAUAUAGUCCAGUGUGGAAAAGAUCUAGCCGUUUUGAUUUCACUCACCCAUUCAAACUGAAAUCUGCACUGCAUGUUUCCAACACAUGGUGAGAAUCAACCGUGUGGCCUACACUGUGCGCUGUGGGAAGGGAAACCCUCAAACAAGUAGGAUCCAAAAAAAAAAAAAAAAAAAAAGCCAGACCUUGAAGGUAUUUUUUUUGUGUGUGUGUUGUUUUGUGUUUCCAUUUCGCAAUGAAAAUUCUCCAUUAUGGGAUUCUUUUGCGACUAAAUAUCAGAUGGAUUUUUAGAGAUUUCAAUCAAGUGCCUCCUGUUAGUAAACAUUAGACCAGGUAACGCUCACAUGACUUUAUUUUCCAUAUGAAACUUGCACUCCGUUCCCUUUCUCUGAGUGAGACGGACACACGGUGGAAAAGCACAGCGCCCGCAGUUUGUAACACACCGGAGUGCACGUCGCACGGUGAGGCUCCCUGUCCUGUUCCAAUAAACACCUGUGCUGUCCUGAGAAA
Molecule: messenger RNA, 4452 nt
Organism: Conger conger (European conger)
Lineage: Eukaryota; Metazoa; Chordata; Actinopteri; Anguilliformes; Congridae
Gene: grk5l
Product: G protein-coupled receptor kinase 5 like
Exons: 16
Coding region: 801-2546 (581 amino acids)
Biological process (GO): regulation of signal transduction; signal transduction; protein phosphorylation
Cellular component (GO): cytoplasm
Molecular function (GO): G protein-coupled receptor kinase activity; ATP binding
Source: RefSeq, a predicted model, not a curated record